UCAAAAGUAAACACGAUAAAAAUUAUUGAUUUAUAAUAUCGAGUCUUAAUGAUUUAAAAUCCUUUUAUACUUUUGUUUUCACUCUAUGUUGUAAGCAUUUGUACACCAAUUUAGUAGGAUAAUUUGAGAGCCUCUGAAAAUGCAUGGUCGUGUAAAGGUGAAAACUACUGCGGAGCAACAGGAAGCAAAAAGGAAAGAAAGAGAGAAGAAGUUAAAACUAUACAUUGGGGCGACACAGAUGAUCUUUUCUAAAAGAAAGAAUAAAGAAUAUGAUGGAGAAGCUCUGAAGAUAACUGGAGAGAUUUUAUCUAUGAACCCUGACUUUUCUUCACUAUGGAACUACAGAAAAGAGAUUUUCUUACAUUUUAAAGAUAAUAAACCAGAGGAUGAGUUGCAUGAGUUAUUUAAGGAAGAGUUACAGUUCUUGGAGGCUUGUCUUAGGUUGAAUCCUAAAUCAUAUGGUGUAUGGAAUCAUCGAUGCUUUGUCAUGGAAACCAUGGCAAAACCUGACUGGAAACAAGAACUACAACUCUGUAAUCUCUUCCUGGAUUAUGAUGAGAGAAAUUUUCAUUGUUGGGACUAUCGGCGGUUUGUUGUCAAGAAAGCUGAAAUAUCUCCAGAAGAGGAGCUUGAGUUUACCACUAACAAAAUUUGUAACAAUUUUUCCAACUUUUCAUCGUGGCAUUACAGAAGUAAACUUUUACCCAUCAUUUAUCCUGAUGAUAGUACGUCAGUGGGUGUUGAGGAAGGUGUACUCAUUAAAGAACAUGAGACAGUUCAGAAUGCAUUCUUCACUGACCCAGAUGAUCAGAGUGCCUGGUUUUACCACAGGUGGCUGCUUGGUAGAGGUAAGAGGAAGACUGGUGUAGGAUGUAUGAUGGUAGACAGAAUAGAACAGAAGUUAAUGAUUACAACAACACAGCCUAUACUGAUAUCACCAUCAACAUGUGAAGUAGAUGUUAGUGUGAAUGGAGAAAGAGUGGACGGUGUUUGGUGUACACACAAGAAUCACUCAGAUCUGUACUCUCAUAUAUGGAUAUUUAAAUCGAAAGAUUCGGAGCCAUGGAUUCCCUCCCAGGAGUUAAUAGAGGUGACGGUUGCUGCCGGAGGGGAUGACUGGGGGUCCUCAGAUAGCAUCGAGUUAGAACCACUGCAACAGUGCCAUUGGAUCUUCUCCCAGGAGGAGCAAGGUUCAAGAUUUAGAGAUGAAUUAAGUGCAGCUACGACAGAUACAUUAGAAAGAGAGCUGGAAUCUAUACAGGAACUGUAUGAGGUGGAACCAGAAAAUAAAUGGGUGCUAUUAACUAUUGUGUCAUUAAUGAAGGCUCUAGAUCCAUUAGAACAUCAAGAACAAAUAGAAGAAUUUAUAACAAAGCUGAAGACAAUCGAUCCUGUCAGGCUCAACUACUAUGAAGACCUCAGAAGCAAAUUUACCAUAGAGAAUUACAUUGAACAGCUGGAUUUUGGUACAAGAGUGAUGUCCCUUCCUAAUCAAAGUCUUACAUGCAUUGUACAUCCAGAGUUAUUUUCCUUGGUUGUGAAAGUGGACUUAUCAAAUAACAAACUGGACAGUUUAAAGGGGUUCAGCUGCUUUCAGUGUGCUAUAGAUAUACAUGUAGAUGGGAACCAUAUAAAUGAUGUGGAGGAGUUGUCUUUCUUACCUGCUCUUAAACAGCUAUCAAUUAAAGACAACUGUAUUUCAUCUCUAGAUGUAUUAAAGCCAUUGGCACAUACUAAACUACUUAAGCUGUAUUUGUUUGGAAAUCCUGUAGAAGAGAACCUGGAACAUAAGAGAGUGAAGGCAAUCAUUCCAACACUUCACAAUGUUGACGGACACAUGUACUGAUUUCUGUCACUAACAGGCUCUCACAGCAGACCAUGUUUAUUUUCUAGGUGUUUAAAGAUGAUUCUAGUGUUUAAUCUAAAUUGACCUUAAUGUUCCUACUUUUCCAUUAUAGGAAGCUAUUUUGGGAUUAAAACUAAAAUAUUUUUUGUGAAUUGUUUGGUAUGCUCCUUAGUAAAUAUAGAAUUAUUAGUACUCUCUCCUUGAGUAGAUAAACAUUCUAUCUAAUGAUUCAAUUGAUGGCUUUUAUUAAUAAAUUAAAUUUACACAUACAAAAAUAGAUGGCUUUUAUUGAUAAAGUAAAUGUACACAUACAAAAAUUGCUGACAGUGGCAUAACACUUCAUCAUUGUGACCUCACUAAAUGCUAAAAAUCCCUAGUUUUCUAGUGUCGUAUAUUGUUCAAGUAUCUUCCUAGUUGUUUUUACAACAUGCUGCUGGGGAGCCUGAGUGUAUUAAUGUGAAUAACCCUGGUGCUGUUAGUAUUACUAGACUUACAAAUGAUUUUGAUAGUUUUAAAAACAAAACUGCUUGUGAUAGAUAUA
Molecule: messenger RNA, 2387 nt
Organism: Ruditapes philippinarum (Manila clam)
Lineage: Eukaryota; Metazoa; Mollusca; Bivalvia; Venerida; Veneridae
Product: geranylgeranyl transferase type-2 subunit alpha-like
Exons: 13
Coding region: 140-1846 (568 amino acids)
Biological process (GO): protein geranylgeranylation
Cellular component (GO): cytoplasm; Rab-protein geranylgeranyltransferase complex
Molecular function (GO): Rab geranylgeranyltransferase activity; protein binding
Source: RefSeq, a predicted model, not a curated record